This is a messenger RNA of Eremomyces bilateralis CBS 781.70, 1655 nucleotides long. RefSeq lists its product as uncharacterized. Bases 1 to 1557 code for a protein of 518 amino acids. The record is from RefSeq and is a predicted model, not a curated record. Gene Ontology annotation, molecular function: acyltransferase activity. The transcript has 7 exons. Lineage: Eukaryota; Fungi; Ascomycota; Dothideomycetes; Eremomycetales; Eremomycetaceae.
AUGGCGCAACCCGCACUAAUUCCUGUUAUUGUUGGCGUGGGUGAUAUCAAAAACAAAAAGUUAACAGUUGAGGAUGCGAUCGAGCCGAUGCAACUAAUGCGCCUGGCAACCAUACGUGCUCUUGAAGACACCGGUCUCUCAUCCGAAGCUUCGAAACAGUUUCUGGCAAGUGUUGACAGUGUCAGUGUCGUUGCAACAUGGACUUGGAACUAUCCUGACCUGCCUGCCCUUCUCUCAGAGAAACUGGGAAUAAGCCCUUCUCACAAGACUCUGAGUCCUCACGGCGGAAACUAUCCAGUAAGUCUUAUAGAUGAAGCUGCGAGACGGGUUUCGUUGGGACAGAGCCAAGCCUGUAUUGUAACCGGUGGAGAGGCCUUGGCUUCCGUAAAUGCAUGUGCUGCCGCGAAGAAAUCACCUCCGAGAUGGACACCAAGCGAUCCAAAAACGAAAAGUGUGUCUACAUCUAAACUGCCAGACACCCAGCAGACUCCCGGCUCCGUCCACUCCAUUGGGCUACCAAUCCACAUCUAUCCAUUAUACGAAAACGGAUUCCGAGCAAAGCGACGCCAAACACCCGAAGAGAAUAAUGCAGAGUCAGCAAACCUGUACGCAGAAUUUGCCCAAGUUGCAGAGCAGAAUCCCAUGGCUUGGAACUAUGGACAACCUGCCAAAUCAGCAAAAGAGAUUGGCACUGUCACCAAAAAGAACAGACUGAUAUGCUCCCCUUAUCCGCUACUUAUGAACGCCUUCAACGCUGUCAACCUUGCUGGAGCAUGCCUUUUGACCUCCACCAAAUUCGCGACAGAGUUUGGUAUUUCUGAGGACAAAUGGAUCUAUCCGCUGGGCGGCGCAGGGGCAGAAGAUAGUGAGAACUUUUGGGAGCGUCUCAACUACUACUCUAGCCCCGCUCUCUCAAACGCACUGGAUGCGGCAUUAAGAGUUUGUAAACUAUCAAAGGACGACAUUGAAGUCUUUGACUUCUAUUCAUGCUUCCCCAUAGUUCCUAAACUCGCAUGCCAUCAUCUCAGUUUGCCUAUUGCCAAUUCUCCUAAGCCGGUAACCUUUCUGGGUGGACUAACAUCGUUCGGUGGUGCUGGUAACAAUUACUCUAUGCACUCUGUGAUCGAAAUGGCGCGCGAGUUGAGAAAGGGAGCGCGGCAGUACGGCCUCGUAUUGGCAAAUGGGGGGAUACUCACGAAACACAAUGUGCUCUGCCUUUCCCGCAAACCCCGCAAGGAUGGCUCUCGUUAUCCCGCAACGAACCCUCUAGCACAGUGGAAACUGGAAGCUGUCAUUCCACCAAUCGCAGAGCAGGCAGAUGGAAAGGCAAUACUUGAGACAUAUACCGUCGAGUUCACCAGGGAAGGGAAGCCGACUCGCGGUCAUAUUGUAGGAUUAUUGCAGGGUGGACGUCGCUUUGUGGCCCAUCAUGGGGACGAAGGUACCCUGCAGCAGCUUGCAAGUCAAACGAAAGAACAAGUUGGAAGGAAUGGGUGGGUGAGGGCUGGAGGCAAUGGAAAGAAUUACUUUGUGUUUGAAGAAGCGGGACGGCUGUGAUGAGUUUUCAAUGAAUACAUAUUUCAUCCGCAAGACCAACUCGUGCUUUAUUUGAAAGUUAUAUAACUACCGCUUUUUCCAGCAUUUGCUUCAGUUAC